AUGUCCUCCCCGCCCGGACCGGGCACUCCAAAUGGCAAUGAAGUUACCGCCAAUGACAACGUCAUGAACUCGGUUGCAGAUGCGAGCAAAUCGCUAUUUCAGAUCUGUGUUGGGCUACGCCAGCGGUUGAAAGGCGUGCCGGGUUGUGAGGAGGCGUUCCUGCAGAUUGAGCAAGAGGCGGAAGAUGACACUGACCCCGUAACAUUGCUGUGGCGCACAAUACGCCGAGGACAACCUCUUAUUUCAAUUUACACAUUGCUGCGUCCGGGGCAGCCUAUGAAUCUCCCUUCUGCCACUGGUCCAAAUUCAGACAUCAAGAGAGGAAAGGCUGCAGCGUUCAAAUUUUUGCAAGCCUGUAUCACCGACCUCAAAAUUCCGCAGGAAAAACUUUUCAUCAUCACAGACCUCUAUGCCGAUGACACAACUGGAUUUGUCAAAGUAGCGAGAGUUGUAAAUUGGGGAUUGGAUGAGUUGGUACGCCGAGGAGAUAUUGAAGACUUUCGCACGCGGGGAUCCGACCUUGAAGGAGCGGGUAAAGGAAAACGAACACAACGGCAGCACAUUAUUGCGGAAUUGGUCACGACUGAACGCACAUAUGUCACACAUCUGGAAAUCCUCCAAGCUUUCAAAAACAUGGUAGAGGAGAAAGGUAUUAUUCCAGGAGACGCGUGCCAUCACAUUUUCCUCAACCUCAACAACCUUUUGGAUUUUCAGCGAAGAUUUUUGAUCCGUGUGGAACAAAUUAACUUCUUACCCGAAGAGGAGCAAAAUUGGGGAUCCAUAUUUCAACAAUGGGAUCAAGGCUUCAAAGUCUACGAACCAUACAUCGCCAAUCAGGCAAAAUGCGAGCGCAUGGUCGUAGCGGAGUUUCCUCGAUUAAAGGAAGCAGGUGGAAGCAUCGAGAUGCGACAGAUGGUGGAGUCCGCAGCUUCUCUUUAUGGCUUCCUCAUGAAACCCUUUCAAAGAUUGAGUAAAUAUCCGCUGCUCUUAGACGACUUGUAUAAGAAAGGUGAUCUGGAUGAGCAAAAGAAACAGGAUCUUCUCCUCGGAAAAGAAGUCGUCACCACCAUUCUGCAGGAUGCGAAUAAGGCUGUGGACGCCGAGCAAAAGCUCGGAUUGGUCCGGGAACUCAGUGCGCGCGUCGAUGAUUGGAAAGGGCUGGACCCAGAUGCCUUUGGAAAAUUGCUGCUAUACAGCCCAGUCACAUUGCUGAAAGGCGAUAACGUGUCAAACAGCAAGGAUUCGGAAAGUCAGUUUUUCCUCAAGAGUGAUCAGGAGGAGCAAUUCUUCAUUUAUCUCUUUGAGAAGAUUCUUUGUUGCUGCAAGCCAAUUGAUCCUGCCAAGCCGAAGAGCAAGCUUGGGUCCAGGAACAAUGUGCCGGCUGACAAGAACGCGAAGCCGAAAUAUCAGCUCAAAGGUCGGAUCUUCAUGCAAAACGUCACAGACGUCGUGUCUUUCAUCAAGCCAGGCUCAUACACAUGUCAAGUUUUCUGGAACGGCGGCUCUACCAUGGAGCAUUUCGUCGUCCGGUUUGCUUCAGAGGAGCUCUUGACGAAAUGGUCGGCACAGCUUCAGACCCAGCGGCAAAUCGCCGUCGACAGGGAGAACCGCAAAAGGAUGCAUGCACGUGCAAGUGACGGCGUACGAAGCGGUACCAGCUCUACCGAAUUCUCAUAUCUACAAAAUCAACCGACACUGGAGAAUCCACACUUACAAGAUGAUGACGACGAAGAAGAGGACGAGGAUGGAGAGGCCAUGGCCGGCAGCAUGAGAAGCUGGUCUUCCAAUAACUUCCCUGGACGAACAGCAUACACACAGAACCAAAAUGACAGUACGACCUCAUUACGAUCUCGGAGCACUACUAGCGAGAGUACACAGGCAUCAAUCGGAAUGGCGUCCUCACGAUCACCACCACCCAGGUUCCCUGUCGGCUCCCUACAGCAACAACAGGCACUUGCUGUGCGGACACGAGAUCUUUCUUCUUUCAGCGGACCAUCGCCUGGUAUUGGUGCGAACAUGGACAGCUACUUUUCACCUACAGGUGAAUCGCCAGCUUCCAGCAUCAGGACCAGCGCAAACUCGGGCGUGUACCCUUUCCCCACGCAACAGAUUCCUCAAAACUCAUAUUAUGGUGAGAACCACGGACAGACUCGUUUCACUGCGCCUGCCAUGCCACGACCACAAGCAAGUCGUGAAUCAAGUGGUGCGUCGAACGGCUAUGCACCGCCAGGUAGGGCACCAGCUUCGCGACCUAGCUUCUCCAACAACAUGCAUAGCGCUCAAGCUACCGCAUACAGAAAUCGCUCAGCAAGCAGUCCGGAUAUUCACAAUGCUCAGCGCUUGGCCUUGCGUAGUAACCAGCCUCCAGUUCCUGACAUGCCUACAUCGUACCAACAUUCAGCUCAUGUCAUAAACCGAAGUCAAAACAAUUCACCGAACGUCCCGCACGGUUCACGCGAACGAUUGUACUCUAUCAGCCGACAAGAAGCGUCGCCGACUGAAUAUCCACACAGUGCAUCACGACACAUCCAGCCGGCAAGCGGUGCCCCAAGCCGCAGCAUGACUCCCCUCUCCUCACAACAAUCCUACCAACAAAUGCCCCCUCAACUUCAAGCCUUCCCGGCCGAUUCCGGAACAUCCUCCCAACUCCGCGUCAAGGUCCACUGCACAACCGCCGGCCAGGUUCUCACCCUUGUCGUCCCCACCACCAUCACAUAUUCAUCACUCAAAGACCGCAUCGAUGCGAAACUGCAACGCAGCACGAACCUCUCACUCGGUGACCGUGGGCCAAAAGAGAACCAGGUCAAACUGAAGUAUCUGGACGAGGAUGACUACGUCAGCAUACAAUCCGAUGAGGAUGUACAAACGGCGUUUGAGGCGUGGCGGGAGGCCAAUGGGCAUUUGGCACAGGCGGAUGGCGGCUACGGCAUGGGCGGACUUUUGGGUGAGAUCGAACUGUUUUGCCAAAAAUGA
This is a messenger RNA of Dissoconium aciculare CBS 342.82, 2973 nucleotides long. RefSeq lists its product as uncharacterized. Gene Ontology annotation, cellular component: division septum; cytoplasm; nucleus. The coding region runs from base 1 to 2973 and encodes 990 amino acids. NCBI's taxonomy places the organism in Eukaryota, Fungi, Ascomycota, Dothideomycetes, Mycosphaerellales, Dissoconiaceae. Gene Ontology annotation, molecular function: protein binding; guanyl-nucleotide exchange factor activity. Gene Ontology annotation, biological process: establishment of cell polarity; septin ring organization. The transcript is spliced from 3 exons. The record is from RefSeq and is a predicted model, not a curated record.